Messenger RNA from Sclerotinia sclerotiorum 1980 UF-70, 1647 nucleotides. RefSeq lists its product with no specific name. Gene Ontology annotation, molecular function: zinc ion binding. The record is from RefSeq and is a predicted model, not a curated record. The transcript has a single exon. NCBI's taxonomy places the organism in Eukaryota, Fungi, Ascomycota, Leotiomycetes, Helotiales, Sclerotiniaceae. Bases 1 to 1647 code for a protein of 548 amino acids.
AUGUCGUCUCCAAUUCCCAACUUUCGCCAUCUUUACAUCGGCAAGACCAUGUAUGCAACACGUAGUGAUCAACUCUACUCCCAUCAGUCCUUGAGUGGACACGCCUCUAUUGGUGAUGGCGAUUCAGAUAACGAUAGCAAGCUUUCGACAUACUCCGAUGACGAUCAUGGAGACGAGGAACAGUAUAGAGAGGGCGGGGGAAUAGGAUCCCAAGAAUUUGACGUGUUCUCAGAAGAUGAGGAAUCAGACGAUGAGCCACUACACACUGUGCUUGCUGUCGAUCAUUGCAGAUUAGUACGAUCAAGGAGGCAGUCGGGGGAGCAAUUGAGUCCAUACUUCGCUUUCCAGGUUGGUGUGGCAGAGGUCGAAACCCGCAGCAUUCGAAUUGGCUCAUUAAGGCAAGGAGGGGAAGAGAAGUGUUCGUGCGGAAUGGAGCCUUGCUUCCACAUAGCCAGACUUAAGUCUGCAAUGGGCAUAGCAGCCGAUGAUGAUUGCUUUGAGCGCCUCGACGAACGUGGUAUGUCCAAUGUAUGCGACGAGCUUGGGUGGAAUUACUCAGACGAACCAUACCUUUUUCCCGCACCACAAUGGACGCUCAAGAAUGAGAGAAUAAGGACAAGCACGGCAUCCCGCGGAAGAGAAUAUGACGUCAGAGACAUGUUAUCAUUCUUUCACCCACAAGCCGUGGCGGAUGAGUACCGAGACAUCUUUGAUUUUGCUGUACAUAGCAACGAGGUCCUUGUGCCUUACAACCUUGAAGCGACUUUGUCCAGACUGCUGACCCAGGAUGAUGUUAUUUUUCGUCGAUUUGAACAUCACAUCCCCAGAGAACGCCGUGAUAUCAUGUAUCUGCACAAGAUGGAGGAUAAGUUCAACGAAUCACUUCGGCAAUUGGAUGAAUAUUCAGCUUCUGGCAGUCUUUCCAAUUGGAAUGCGAUGACCCCAUCCGACAACGUUGCUUUUGAACACAACGUACCAUGGUGUGCCCAAAGUCUCAUUCGAAUUAGUGAUUCAAUGAGUGAUAACUUGAGAUGGCGAGUCGGUAUGAGUGUACAUAAUCAAUUGCAAGCAGCUGCAACCCUGAUUCGAAUGUUGGAGGCUGUUCGGUCGCGCAAUGUCGAUGUAUACGCGAAUCAUUCUUUUCGCCGCAACAGACCCCAUGGAGAGCAACUGACCAAUCGAAAUCUUUACCUGAAUUUACUUGGUCCACAAUCCGAGAAUAUUCCAGGUAGAAGCAAUUUCAUUCUUGACGCCCUAGAAACCUUGCCCAGGAAUGUCGUUGCCGCCGGUGAUUUUAUCGAUCGUUUAGACCGUCUCCGCGCCGAUUUUAGCAGUGUCGGUUUUGUUUCCCCAAGGCGACUAUAUGUGAAUAGGCUAGACCAGUUGGUGUCAAAGCUUAGAGAAAAUUAUGGACUUCCUUUAGUGUCGGUUUCGUCAUCCAUGCAAGCUACAGGUACCGUUUCUACCAACCUCGAGCCUUCCUACGAUGUUGGGUCAAGUUCUUAUGCCGUUGCCGGUCCGCUUCUCAGAGGACCAAGCUCUUCGUCACGUACUAGACGAGGCUCCUCGACUCGUUCAGCAUUAGGGAAGCGGUCUGACAGGUCUGGUACUUCUAGCGAUCGACGUGGAAAACGCGCCAUGAAGUAA